UGGACCCAGCUCCUUGCUCCUUGCUGCCAUACCCACUAGGGCUGCCUCACGAGCUCCGGGACGGUCACGGUCACGAGAAGUGUCCCCUCAGGGACCCAGAGCUCCGCUUUCUUUCAGGGACCCGGAGAGAGCCGAGAGCUCGGCCUGAGCAGUGUCCCCUGAGCGCGAGGGCGAGCCCCGAGGAGGCAGCGUCUCCCUCAGGGACCCUGGACGUAGCUGGCGCGGGCGCCGAGCGCUUUCCCCCGGCCGAACCCGGCGGGUGGUGUGGCUGCACUUAAACCAAACGGCCUCCGCGGGCCGCGGCUUCCCGGGGCUCCCGAGGGCCUGUUACCUCCUCCAUCGCCCCAAGUGCAGAGGCUGCCGCGUCUUCAGCCCCAGAGCCCCGGAAAACAUCCCAACCCCAGAGAAGGGCGGAUUCGCGGAGAAGAGACGAUGCUUAAGACUACAAGGAUAGUGAUCUCCCUGGACCACCUGAUUUGAACUUGAAGCUUGAGUUAUUGACAUCAGGGGCAAACAUGCUGGACCCAACGAGUGAAAGGGACCUUUUUGACCAAGAAAACAUGGAGGAGAUCUCCCAACUCGCUUCCCUGGAGAUGUCGGGGGAUGUAGUCGUCAAAACAAACUCUUCAACCUUCGUCCUAGAAAAACCCAGCUACCCAGACUCCGUGUACGUUACGGCAGCGAACAUUUUUCAGGGUAUUCGGAUCCAAAGGUCGCCAGACAAAGUCAUAAUAAAUUACGGAAGUGAACCCCUGCAGCCCUCCUCCUCCCGCUCCGAGGAUGAAUCUUUUCAGCGCUUGUCCUAUGAGCUGGCUUUCAGUACCCUGAAAUAUCAAGAUAUUUUGGAAAGUAUAUUAAUAGAUAGCUAUAUCUUCUCGAGUACCACAAUCGCAAGUGAGUUGAACAGUCUUAUCAUUGUGAUGCUGUAUGACUUCCAAGACAGAAAAUUUCAGCCCCGUGUCCUUUCCGAGAAUGAAGAGACCAUACCAGAAGUUCAAGAAGUCGAGAACCUUCUAAACGGCUUUAAGACAAAAUUGGCUGCAGCCUUGGCGAGAUGUCGAAUCAAACAUGAUGCCCUCUCGAUUUACCAUAUUCUGCCAGAGACAGUUAGGAAACAGGAACAAAGGGCCUCAACUUUGCCUCUUUAUGCUUGGAUAAAUACUAGUAAAAUAAGCCUUGAAGAAGUCUAUAAUAAUUUGAGGAGGAAAGGUUACUCUAAAGUCAAGUCUAUAACGAGUGUCAAUGAGAAAGUCUAUGCAGUAGACCAGCACUGCUUCAACGUCUUAAUUUUCCCAGCUCAUCUCAAAACAGACCUUUUAAACAUAGAUCUCAUAAAAGACUAUAAACUUAUUUUCCAGGACAAAUCUCGAAGUCUUGCCGUCCACUCUGUGAAGGCUUUGAUAAACAUUGAUGAUGAUGUCCUAAUGGUCAACACGGGUUCGUGGUACACUGUUGCCCAUAUGUCCAUCUUAACAAGUGGUCACACUUCGAAAAUCUUUGUAUGUGGAAUACAACCAGAAGAGAAGGAUUUUGAUGCGAGGAAACUUUUUACAAGAAUGGGAUGUCAAAAUAUUGAAAUACUUCACGAAACAUUUCUUAGCAUCGAAUCCAAAGAUCACCGGUUACAGAACGUGAAGGUCAUCCUGUUGCUACCUCGCUGUUCCAGCCUCGGUGUCAGUAACCCAGUGGAAUUCAUUUUAAAUGAACACGAAGAUAAAAGUUUACUUCAAGAUCUUUCUCAAGGUGGUCUACCGAAAGAUAAACUUGAGACUUUGGCUCAGCAGCAGUUUGAACAGCUAACACACGCAAUGAAAUUUACUAAAGUUCAAGCAAUUGUCUAUUGCACAUGUUCUGUCUCUAAAGAGGAAAAUGAAGACGUUGUUGAGAAAGCACUGGAAUAUCAAAGCUCAGGGGUUAAAAUGCAACCUUACAGACUCAGCCCUCCUGUUCUCCCACUGUGCUCCCUAAAAGAGAUAGAACUGUCUAUGGACAGAUUCUUCAGAUUGGAACCAUCUGAUAUGAACAAUGGCUGUUUUCUUUCUAUCUUAACAAGAGAGCGAGACCCAUCUGAGACAGUGUCAGUGAAAGACGUUCUGGCCAGGGCAGCAGCCAAAGGUCUACUGGAAGGGGUUGAGAUCGGGAAGACGCUCAAAAGGGACAAGAAGAGGAAAAAAUCAAAAGCGCUGCCGCCCAGGGCUCCUCACCAUGGGGACCCACUUCGCGACCAUUUGGCAGUGGAUGGUAACGACACCAGCAACGUCCAAAUGAAAAUCUCCGAGCUCUUGCACCGAGAAAGCAAGAUAAGUACUUCAACAAAAAUGUCCGCCCCAGCAAAGACUGUGUCUCAAGCCGGCACUUCCUCCCAAGUCAGAAAGCCUAGCAAGCCUUUAUCGACCCCACUGGUGAGGAAUUUUACCAGGCCGGUAGAAAGGCCAAUGAACUUUGUGAGAGCGCGGCCAGAAGGCAAAGUGAUCCCUCUGAAACCGAUUGAAAUCGUUCUGCCGCCAGUGAUAUUCCCAUUGAGUCCCCAGGGGCCCAGGGUUCAGAUGCCAGCCACCCAUUUUUAUUACCGCUUCAUUGGAUCAAAGGUUGGUGUGCCCCGCUAUCUUACAUCAUCAACAUCCAGAAGAAAGGAGAAGGUUAAGGAGAGCACACCUUCUUCCCACGUCAGGCACCCUAGACCAUGGCUCUGACUGUGUGGCCCUUGUGACAGGGUGGCUGGGCUCUGUCCAGUUUUAGAUACGGUUACACAAGGUACUGGUGCUUGUGGUUGCGUAGUAACCUCUAAUGCAAUAUAACUUCCCGAGAGAGAAUGAA
Messenger RNA from Mus caroli (Ryukyu mouse), 2817 nucleotides. It is a transcript of the gene Nsun7, whose product is annotated as NOP2/Sun RNA methyltransferase family member 7. NCBI's taxonomy places the organism in Eukaryota, Metazoa, Chordata, Mammalia, Rodentia, Muridae. The record is from RefSeq and is a predicted model, not a curated record. Gene Ontology annotation, molecular function: methyltransferase activity.